CAGAGAGCCCGAGUGAAGAAGAAAGGACGUUGCCUGAGUAGAAGGAGCAUAUUCUCAGGAGAAUGGAACUCUGCCCACCACACCAAACAUAAGGCCACUGGGAAUAUCUGCACCUGCAAACCAGCCCAGCCUUCUAGGGAGAGAGCAGGCCUCCUCAUCUCCUUCAUCAUGAACUGGCACAUGAUAAUCUCCGGGCUUAUCGUAGUGGUGCUUAAAAUUGUUGGAAUGACCUUAUUUCUGCUUUAUUUCCCACAGAUUUUUGCCAAAAGUAAUGUCGGCUUCAUUCCCACAGAGAACUACAGAACAGUCCCACAAAUUUUUGGGAGCGGUAACGUCAGCUUCAUUCCCACAAAGAGCUACGGAACAGCCUGCCCCAGAGGGUGGGAUUUUAAUCAAGAAAGAUGUUUUUUCUUGUCCACCUCUGAGUUGUCUUGGAAGAAAAGCAGGGACUUUUGCGAAACAGAAGGAUCAACUCUGGCCAUUGUCAACACGCCAGAGAAACUGAAGUUUCUCCAGAGCAUAACUGGUGCUGAGAAGUAUUUUAUUGGUUUACUAUACCAGCAUGCAGAGAAAAGGUGGCGUUGGAUCAACAACUCCAUAUUCACUGGCAAUGUUACAAAUCAGCAUCAGGAUUUCAAUUGUGUGACCAUAGGCCUGACAAAGACAUAUGAUGCUGCAUCAUGUGACGUCAACUACCGCUGGAUCUGUGAGAAGAGUGUCAAAUGAUUGCAGUCUUCUGUGGCCUCUGACGAGAACAACAAAUAUACUGACAGAGACAGCAAAAGAGAAUAUUUAUUAUUGGGACAGGUCCAGGAAAUACAGAAGAUCAAAUUACUGUGUCAGUCUUCCACAGGUUACUAGCAGAGCUCCCUAAUGUAGCCUCAGGGCUAAUGCACUAGCCCCUCCACAAAUAGACUCACAUACACACAACUGAAGCAAGCUCCCCACUCUGAGCCAGCAAUUCCCCAAGACCCCACUUCCUGUGAGAGUUACAUGUGUGACUCUUUUUGGAUCCACAAAUGUCAUCUAGUCAACAAUCCCUCUAUCCAUUUGUCUUCCGGGAAAGGUCCUUGCCUGUUUGGGGAAAUGAGAUUUUAUAGUCUGCUUUGGGAGACUGGAUAUAGCCAUCUCCAGGAGACAGAGUCAGUUUUAUGUAGACAAUUAAGUUGGUAUCAUGACGAGGCCUGUUUCUAUAGAACUGAGCAUUUCUGACUGAUCAACAGGGUUUAGCCUCUUGCCAGUUCAUCCUCAGAACACAUGACUAUACUACCAGGGAGAAACUACAGACUGAGCAAGUGUGAACAUCAGAGAGCAUCAAGGGUGUAAGAGGAUAAAUUCAGCUUCUGUGACCUCAUCUCUGUUCCCAAGAGACCCCCGUUCCUAUAUUCCCCACCUUGCCCAAGCUGGGAUACAGAGGCUCCCCUCAGUCUGAACUGAGGCCAGGCCUCGGGGGUGGGGGCCAAGAGGGCUCCUGGAGCCAAGUUAAGAGCCAAGAGAGCACUGCUUAUGUGAAUGGAAAGGGCUUGAGCCAGGCAGGAAUCUGCUAAGAAACCCCUUUUAAGACAAUCAGACAACCAAGAUGACCAAGCAAACUGAAUCUCUCUGUUCUUCCACAAAGCCCUGAAGAGACACUCAAGCUUAAAUUUUCUUGGUCUUGGCCUGAAUCUCCAUUUGAGCAGAUUUUCAUUACCUGGCCAUGGUUUUUGACUAUACUGUAAGAUUUUGCAAUAGUCUCUUGAGCCCCCGUGAUCAUAACAUAUUCUUGCCUGCAGCUCUAGAGAGACCCUCUAAUGCUGGUUAAUGGUACCAGGUACAACCUAAUGACCCAAAGGUGCCACAGCCUUGCACUGGUUGGCAUCACAUCGAUCCAGGACUAGUCCAGCCAACCAAGGAGUCAAAAAAGAGGAGAGCUGCUCAAGGAAACACUGGGUGUGUAGGAAAGGAGUGGGCAUGUAGUAGAAAGAGAACAGCAGGAACAAACAGAAAUCAUAUGUGGAAGGAAACAGUUCAGUUGGCCACACUGGAAGAAAGGCCAGAAAGAGGUAGAAAGUCUUGGGUCAUCCUGGCUAUUCUCUCCAUUUGCAGGAUAUCACCAACUCUAUGUCCUCCUCAGUACAUGGAAAAGAGAAAAAAGAUGACUGUGUGUUUUGAGUAACAAGAAUUAAACCAUAAGGGGAGACUGUAUAAAACUAAUGCAAAUUAUACUCACCUCAGUAAACUGCUCACCAUUUAUGUCUAAUAACAACCUAUCACAAUGACUACGUAUAUCAUU
Equus quagga is the source of this 2272-nucleotide messenger RNA. RefSeq names its product C-type lectin domain containing 5A (gene CLEC5A). The transcript is spliced from 7 exons. The coding region runs from base 169 to 726 and encodes 185 amino acids. NCBI's taxonomy places the organism in Eukaryota, Metazoa, Chordata, Mammalia, Perissodactyla, Equidae. Gene Ontology annotation, biological process: innate immune response. Gene Ontology annotation, molecular function: virus receptor activity. The record is from RefSeq and is a predicted model, not a curated record.